AUGGAAUUACAUAAGACAAAAAAUAUAACUAAUAGAAAAAAAAAGAAUAAAUUAUGUGGAAAUCUAAUUUAUUCUAUUCGCAAUUUAUUUAUGUUAACAUAUGUAAAUUCUCUGUUACCAAUACAUAAUAAUAUAUUACUGGCUCAUAUAAAUUUGCCCAUUCAUAUUGGCCUCAAAAGCCUAAUUAAAAAUCAAUUAUACUUUUUGCUAAUCUAUGAAAAAAAUGUAAUAGGUCAUGUAAAUCAUUUUGUUUUACUUGAUUUUUUUAUUUAUUUUUAUAAUUUUUUAAAAUUUCCUGAUAUUAAAAAUAGCAAUGACUAUAAUACAAUUACAAAAAAAAAAUUUGAUCCUUCUGAAUUUACUUUCGAAGACUUACUAAAAAUAUCUGAAAAUUCUAAAGAUUUCAAAAUAUUUGAUAGCAAUUCAAAGUGCAUAGAAAUUUUUGAUCAUUUUUUAAAUUUUAAUGAUGAGCAUAUAUAUAUAAUAGACAAAACAAAAGACGCUAUUUCAUCAACAAUUAAAAAAAAAGAUAUUAUUUAUCACAUUUUAAUGAAUUUAAAAGGAAAAUAUUCUGAGUUAAAUUUAAGUAUUAAUGACUGCAUUAAAAAAAAUACUGUUGUUGCUUAUGAUGACUCAUCACUUAUAGAUGUUUUGAUUAAAAUGCAAAAAGAAAAAUUAAAUUUCAUACCUAUAGUUAAUAAAGAUAAAAAAUAUAUUGAUUACUUCAGUUCAAAUGAUUUUCUUGCACUUUAUUGUAAAUCCAUCUCAGAAAAAUGGAAUAUAAAUCCAGAUAAAGAAGUUACAUACUUUAUAUCACUUUUGCGUUUAAAAGAAAAAGAGAUGAAAGAAAAACAAAAUAACAUACCUUAUUCUUAUAGCGAUUUGUUAAGUAACAAAAACGACUUAAAUAUAAAUAAAAGAGUUUUAAAUUUUUCAGAAAAUAAUGAAAUGAUAAAGUACAAUAAAGAACUAACAAUAAAAGAUUCUUUAAAAAAAUUAUUUUUUUCAAAAAUUAAUGCUCUAAUAGUUUUAAAUGAAAGUCAAAAUGUAAAAGGUUAUUUAACAUUCAGAAGUUUAUUUAAUCAUUUAAUGCACUCUUAA
Messenger RNA from Plasmodium relictum, 1101 nucleotides. RefSeq lists its product as hypothetical. Bases 1 to 1101 code for a protein of 366 amino acids. NCBI's taxonomy places the organism in Eukaryota, Apicomplexa, Aconoidasida, Haemosporida, Plasmodiidae. The transcript is spliced from 13 exons. The record is from RefSeq and is a predicted model, not a curated record.